This is a messenger RNA of Rhipicephalus sanguineus (brown dog tick), 1329 nucleotides long. Its product is annotated as telomere attrition and p53 response 1 protein. Lineage: Eukaryota; Metazoa; Arthropoda; Arachnida; Ixodida; Ixodidae. Bases 310 to 1098 code for a protein of 262 amino acids. The transcript has a single exon. The record is from RefSeq and is a predicted model, not a curated record.
UCUGACAGCAAGAGUUAGCGUAAGAAAGAAACACUUAUUCGAAGAGGAGACGCAAAUUGUGCAAAGUGAAACACCAGGAAAACAAGAAUGGGUACCAGCUCGCUGAUAUCCCGGGCUCGCUUUGUCUUCCUUGUCUGUGGGGCUGUGGGGCUGCGACAGAUAGCAGCGCCGCAACGGGUUGCUACGCGCCACCGCCGUGGCUGCAGCUUCAUCGUUGUAGCUUCAUCGUUGCAGCUUUUGUUGUUGCAGCUUCAUCGCCGUGGCUGCAGCCUCCGACGGUGGUGAAGCUCACCAAACGACAACAGAAGUAUGGGUGAACGAGACGACGAGUUCGACUCGCGGAUUACCAAUUGGGAGAGACAGUGCAUCGAGGAACUCGAACGGGCUCCCGAUUUGGAGGGCCAGAUUCAGAACGAACGUGACAGAUCUUCACAAAAGCUGUGGCUCCUCUUUCAGAGUUCGGCUACCUGCGUAGCCCAGCUGUACAAAGAUCGCCAUCAUGAAGUGUCGCUGUGGGCCCCUUUUCAGAACGCCGCUUCGAGCGUCACUGAUCUCUACAGAGAGUGCCUGGAGACCCAGCGGCGGGUGAGCGAGCUGGACUUCCAAUCGGGCUAUCAGCGUUGCAUCAAGGACAUCCUGGCCUGGGUCAGGAAGCGCAAGCGCCACAUUCGGCGCGAGGACCUGCUCUCCUUCCUGUGCGGAAAGACGCCGCACCACCACUACCAUGGCUGGACUUCGCCCCGGCCACGUCAGUCCCUCGAGCCCCUUGUGGCGGUCACAGCGCCGCCGUCAUCGAUGCUGAACCUUGCCGCCACUGGGGAGUGUUCGACCGUCGUGGGUUCGGGGGACCCCGACGACGUUAACCUGGACACAUUCUGUGGGGCACUAGCCAUGUCGUCAGCUCUGGGUUCAGGCCGAGGCCACAGCGGAGACAGCGUGUCGCCGCCCGAAUUCUGCAGUGCGGCCAGCCUGAGCAGCUUCACCGCUGAGGAAUUCGCUCGUCAAUUUGAGCCACGCAAGAGGACUGCUCCGGAAAACGCGACUCCCGAAGAUGUCGUAAUGGACUCUCCGACGCCCAAACGGCCACGCCUCAUCUGAGUCCUCGUUACCCCGCCGUGCCGCCGAGAUAAUAGUAAUUCCCCACCGUCGCCGUGUGUCGUCGAAGGCUUCACCUCGCCCGCCUGCUCAGACCGAACGCGGCAGUUGUGGGAAGUGAGUAGCCAAGGAAAGAAAGUGAGGAAACACUUCAUGGAAGCGUCUCUUGUUGUCGUCUGCCGCAAGCCCGAGAGGUUGGAGGAGAUGUCAGACGCGAUGGCGGAUGGUCGCAGA